AUGUCAAAGCUCUUCCAACCGCUUCAGGUUGGGACAGUCCAACUGGGCAAUCGAUGUGCAAUGGCACCAUUGACCCGUUAUCGGUGCGAUGAUGAUUGGGUGCCGCUUCCGAUCGCUACAGACUAUUAUGCUCAACGGGCAGCCGUUCCAGGGACUCUUCUUAUCACCGAGGCCACACUCAUAUCUGAACGAGCCGCCGGGCGGCGAAAUGUGCCAGGGAUUUGGAAUGAGUCUCAAGUCGCAGGCUGGAAGACCAUCGUGGAUGCCGUGCACGCGAAGGGUUGCUACAUUUUCUGUCAAUUGUGGCACCUCGGUCGAGCAGGUUGGCCCGAAGUCCAUGAGCAGUUGGGUUAUAGACUGAAGUCAUCAAGUGCCGUGCCUAUUGAUGAGACGAGAGCGGUACCGGAGGAAAUGACAGAGGAGGACAUUUGGGAAUCGAUCGGAGACUACGUGUCAGCUGCGAAGAGCGCUGUCGCUGCUGGUUUCGACGGGGUUGAGAUCCACGGCGCAAACGGCUAUCUCGUUGACCAGUUUCUUCAGGACACCUGCAAUAAACGCAACGAUGCUUGGGGCGGGUCGGUUGAGAAUAGAGCUCGAUAUGCUAUCGAGGUCACACAAGCGGUGGCCCAAGCAAUUGAUCCCUUUCCGACAUUUGAGUAUGUUGUCAAGCAGUUGAAACCAUUGGACCUGGCGUAUCUGCACUUAAUAGAAGCACGCAUAACGGGAAAUGAUGACAGCGACUGCGGCGGCAGUAAUAAUUGUGGCUUCCUUGUCCGCGCUUGGGACAAUCAGAGUCCUGUGCUGUUGGCCGGAGGUUUCAAGCCUGACAGCGCACGGAAAGUGGUGGAUGAGACGUAUAAGGAUUAUGAUGUCGGCAUUGUAUUUGGCAGGUACUUCAUCUCCAAUCCAGACCUGGUAUUCAGGAUCAGAGAAGGCUUGGGUCUCGUUGGCUACGAUCGGACGCACUUCUACACACCAAAAGUCGCGCAAGGUUAUUUGGACUACCCGUUCAGCCUGCAGUAUCUGGCUCAAGUUGGCUAG
This is a messenger RNA of Neoarthrinium moseri, 1041 nucleotides long. RefSeq lists its product as uncharacterized. Gene Ontology annotation, molecular function: NADPH dehydrogenase activity; FMN binding. The transcript has 3 exons. Bases 1 to 1041 code for a protein of 346 amino acids. Lineage: Eukaryota; Fungi; Ascomycota; Sordariomycetes; Amphisphaeriales; Apiosporaceae. The record is from RefSeq and is a predicted model, not a curated record.